Molecule: messenger RNA, 3879 nt
Organism: Liolophura sinensis
Lineage: Eukaryota; Metazoa; Mollusca; Polyplacophora; Chitonida; Chitonidae
Exons: 5
Coding region: 1-999 (332 amino acids)
Source: RefSeq, a predicted model, not a curated record
AUGGCUGGCUCUCAUGAUCAGCGAGUGUCGGAAUUUCGUCAACACGCUGUGAUUUUGAGGCGAAAAAAGAAGCUAUAUCAGGCUCUAGAGGGUUUGGAGAAAGGUUUGGUUCAUGGACCGGUCUCUGAGUCUGUUACGUAUGCUGUGUUGGCGUUCGCAAUCAUCGGUGUCUUUAUCUUCACCACGGAGACUGUGGUCUCAGCACUGAAAACGUUUAAGGGGAAGGAAAUAGACUUGUAUGUUGAUCUCUUAUCAGCUAUUGGGAUUUGGUGUGCAGAUCUGCCACAAAUUACACUGAACGUGUACGUUGCAGCAUGUCGAGAGGAGCUUGUAAGCAAUGUACAAAUUGCCAAAGGCGCAGUGAUUUUGGUAGCGGCUUGCAUUCGCUUCGUCAUAGUUCUUAUCCGCUGGAAGAGGUUAUCAGAUUCGGGAUGGGCGAAAAUCACAAAUGUCCCCUUCCUAAGAAUGUCCAACGAGGACGUGUUCGUUAGGUAUGAGAUUCUCGGAACGUCCGAGGACACAUGGCUAUUGUCUAAGGAGAUAACACAGAAACAAAAUGUGCUAGACAAAGAAUGUUAUAACCUAACUCUAUUAAACAACGACAGUUUUGUAGAAAGUCACGAACUUCUGGUUUCCACUUGCUUAAAUCUUCACACGUCAGAAAACACCACCGUCUUUGUCUUCCGAUUUCAUUUUAUUAAACCGAUUCACGGCUUUUUUAGCAAUUCUAAAAUCUUUGGUGACAUCUCAUUUAAUGUAAAGCCAGACAUCAUGGGGCCUAAUGUCACGUCGACUCGUGGGCAAAGGGAGCUAACCGAUAUUCCGGUCAAUCCAGUGCGUUAUUUCCGGUACUUUUCGAACUCGGGAAACGUUGUCCACCAGACGUCGCUGACUGACAUAAAGGACGUUUGGAGUACAGGCUACUACCAGUGUGAGAGUACAGGAAAUCUAUAUCCAACAAGGGACACCACCUUGAAAAUUGACAUUGGUGAUUUGUAGUUGUAGGUCAAGAGGCUCAGCACAUUGAAGUACAGCAUACUCGAUGGUGUAACUUCUCACUUCUCCACAAUGGCUGACGGAUCGAUUAUCAGUACAUAAUGACAGCAGUGAGGAACAAAAAACAAGGAUGAAAAUCUUGAUUAUCGGCAGCAGUUGCGUUCAUAGGCUGGAGAAUAGUAUCCUUCGAAAUUCGAUCCCAAACUCUAGAAUCGACUUUAGAACAGGCCAGGACAUUCGGUUCUUUGGCAUUGGGGGAGCUAGAGUUGAUAUUUUAGACUAUGUUGGUGCACUUAUAUCGAAAUUCCAAAUUCCAAGGAUCUACAUCAGCUUCUUUACCGUCAGGUAACUCGGCGAAUUUCAGUCCACAUUUAUAAUACAAAAAUCCAUGAAAUUAAAAAGAAGCUGACAAACAACCAAUUGGCCACCUUCUGGAGACAUAGGGGGCUGAUCCGACCACAAAAGCAAAUUCUAACCAACGACGGAGUGCACCUAAACACCCUAAGCCAGGAGCUGUUCUACCGGUCUGUGACACGUGCUGUCUGCGCCGCCAUGGGAGGCCACGAAUAAAAAUUGGAAAUAGAAAAGGAAAUCAAGUAAAGAAGAAAACAGGAAAAAAGCAAUAAGAAGACCCAUGCGACCAAACCAAACACCAAGGAUACGAAGACCAGAAAAAUGAAAGACAUCAUAACUAUCUCUUGCUUCAACUAAGUGGAUGAGGCCUGACAUCAUUGAUCUUCAGUUAUACUUGUCGCACCUGUUACAGGCAUUGUUAAACCCCAAUCCCUCACUCCAAGCGAGAAAAGUUCUUAAAAUUGUAAGAGUUCAUGUUUAACAGAUAUCUUCCAGCUCUGAACUGUUAUUGUUGGAUUUUCACAGCCCUUUUCCAGAAGAUGUGUAAGCCCUACUAAAAAAUAUCACCGGAAGAAAUUUUGUGAACUGAUUUAAAAAAUAAUUAACAAAAUUCUACUGAAAUGGGCACUUCUUAUUACAUUUGGCGAGUAUAAAAUAGUCUGUAAGGGCAGUUAUGUAACUAGAAGACUCUGUAUGUCACAUGUCUUCGUUUCUCAAAAGUAAUCGACACAUGCCAAGAAAUGCUUAAUAUACUGAAAAUAUUCCAUAUAGUGAAAAACUGGUAACAGUAAUUUGAACAAAAGCAAACAAAAAACAGCGGGCUACAAUGAACGAUGAGCUUGAAGCCCUUUUAUUGAGCAGUUAGAUACACAGGCAGAAGCAAUCGCAAUAACAACGACGAUAACUUAAUGACAACCUUGCGACCAUUUUCUCGAACCCAUCCUCUGUAGCUUUCCCUCAAGGCGAGAUAGGGUUUAGUGCCUUCUGGGGCCAUAAUUUAAACUUCUCAACGAAAAAGUAUAUUUGUGAUUUUGCCUUAUAUUUGAGAAUAACAGUGUGUGGGAAUACGGUGUUCCAGUUCGGAAUGGAGGGAUUCCUCUUAGUGUGCGUUUAGUUUCUCUAAACCAGACCGUCCUAACCUACCGGUACCCUACCAGUUUUCGGUCUGUCGAAAUACCUCUCACAUUCGUAUACAAGUGGACACUCAUGUAUUCAGUGUUUGCCAAUGAAUGCUCCUCUGCAUAAGGAAAGUAGUGUUCAGUAUGCCUUCUGUCUGAAUUUAAUUCCUCAAAAAGCUCUAUUGUUUGUACCACAUUUCUAAGAAAUUUUAAUUAAAUUUCUAAACUGAUGACGUCUGAUAAAUUUUAAAUAAAACCAUUGCAUUUUCGAGGUUAGUUAUGGCUGUUUUGCAAAGAUUUUCAAAGGGUCACGGUAAAAAAUUCGCCAUAGACGCUAAUGUAUGCCUUUAAUAUUGAAAUCGGGGCCCCAGCUUUUGAACUAGGAGCCCCAAUCUCCUAAACUCUGGGCAAUGACCUUUAAAGAUUACAUUUUUUGCCCUUUUACGCACUCUUUUAGACCCCACGUCUCGGGGUACCAAUAAACUUUAAUGGCGUCUGCAGUAUAACCUAGGUGCUAGGAGCAUCCAGGACCUAACCUGCCACUGGACCUUAGUCGGCUCUGUUUAACGGCUCUGCACUCUUUAUACUCGACGUAAAGCCCCAAGUAUAUAUACAUUCAUACACGUAUACACACCCUUUUAACCUCUUGUCCCGGUGGUCCAACUUUUAGUGGCUGUUCAAGAAUAAGUCUAUUGCAGCCUAUAGUCACGAAGCCUGGAGUGCUUUAGUAGAUUUUUAAAACAGUCUUUUUCUUUCAGCAUGUCACCUUCAUGCACGGCGCUAUAUUGUUCAAAUCCCAUCUAUCGGUGCUCGAAAAGAAAUAUUUCCUAUGACACUGUUGUACAUGUGUUACCCACGCCUGUUAUUCAUAUUCCAAUCUCAGCCGAUUGUUACGAAAGGUUUAUACCGAAGUAGGCCUACUCUUCACCCUUAGUGGGUUUAAGUAUCAUAUAGAAACUAUUCCAAUUGAUGUAAUUCUCAGUUUGACUGCAUUUCAGAAAAGUAAAAUAUAAAAGAUUUAAUCCUGGUGUUGAAAAAAGAGCAACGUGUCACAUUAAUAUUCUCCACUUUUCUUUUCAUUGAUAUGGUUAAUAGGCCUUCGACUUUGUGGUGACAUGUAAACCCUAAUAUAGAAUGAUUAUAGAAUAAGUCUUGAGACGAAAAGUACGUUAUGAUAAGGUCUUGUUCUUGAUACUCCUUGAAGCAAAUCACCUUUAAACUUAUUUCUGAUGUAAGAUCUAAGAUUUCUUCAUGAUGACGGGGCAUAGAAGUUUUUAAAAAAUACUUAAGUCAUAAUUACAAAAACUACGAAAUGUACGGCUGGAUGUUGACUGAUAGAUUCAUUAUUAAUGAUAUACACACAAACUUAUCUUCAUGAAAGUGUUUCAUAAUAUAACAUAAAUCAUGAACA